GCCGGCGGAGGCGGAACCGACCUCGGGACUCUUGUUCUGUUCUCAGCAGCUGGUCGCUCAGUAGCGCUGUUAGCUCUGUUAGCUCCGUUAGCUCCGUUAGCUUCCUGUUUUUAGCCUGUUUGUUAGUGUAUACGAUGGGAGAAGCCGACGUGACGCUGAACCAGACCGAUGAGAAGCCUCCGGACUCCGGGCUGGUUCCCGGAGAGGACUCGGUGGUCUGGAGCCACGAGGUGGAGGUCUGCCUGUUUCACGCGAUGAUCGGACACAAACCCGUCGGGGUGAACCGUCACUUCCACAUGAUCUGUAUCAGAGAUAAGUUCAGCCAGAACAUCGGACGGCAGGUUUCCUCCUCCGUCAUCUGGGAUCAUCUGGGAACGAUGUACGACAUGCAGGCUCUGCACGAGUCGGAGAUCUUGCCGUUUCCAAACACAGAGAAGAGCUUCUCUCUACCUGAUGACAUCAUCCAGGAGGUGAAAGAAGGUCAGAACAUGAUUUCUGCUGGGAAGCUGGGCUCAGAGGAGGAGACCAAAGAGGAGUUCAGGAUGGAGAGAGAACCUCCAGCUACACAUGAAGAAGGCAGUAACUCAUCGUCGAAGAUGUCGGAGCGAACGAGCAGCAGUCGGGACAAGGAGAGAGAGCGAGACAAGGAGAAGGGAGGGAGUGAAGGAGGAGCGGCAGGAGGAGGAGGUGGAGGGAAGGAGGCGGAGAAGAGGAAGAGGAGUCGAGCGGCUGAGAAACUGCUGUCGUCUUCCAACCCGGCGAGUCCGGGAGGAGCCAAGAGGAGACGCACCUGAGAGGUGGACAGAGAGAGAGAGACAUAGUAUGUGUGUGGAGGAGAGAGAGAGAGAGAGACGGCUACAGUAACAAUGACAGAAAACGAAGAAGAAUAGCCGUCACAGCUGUGUCACAUGACCGUCCGCUGUCUGAUCGCUGCGCUGCAAACAGGAAACCGCUGGAUAAAGUGGAGGCGGAGCUUCAUGUUGACUUGUUCUGUUCCUUCACUGAAGCCACAUGAUGCUGAGUGACGUCUGACCACAGCGGCAAGUUUUUAUUUGUCUUUUUUUUUUAUUUUGUUAUAUUAGAAGAGGGUGUUUGAUUUAGUCAAUCUUUCAUCAGUUUUUUACAGCAACGAGCUUUAAAAGAGUUUCAUCAUCUCGCUCCUGUAACACAGUCGGCUCAUGGUGGACACUUUAAUCAAAACAGAUGCAGCAGAACCAGAGACAUCCCCUUUUUCAUCCAUGCAUUAAUAUUUUUUUUCUGUCAAAACCUGGCGCCUGCAUUACCUACAAUGCAACUUGAUCGCCAACCAUUCGUGACUUGGAGUGUGUUCUGCUAGUAGCAGCAGAGAUGAGGGGCUACAGAGGUCUGGUAAGGUCUCUUCUUUCUAACUCCACACCUCUAGAUUUUUCAGACUUGUUUUCUUCAACCGUCGCUGACUGAGCAGCCGUUUUGAAAGUUAUCUGAUUGAAUGGACGUUGUCAGCUGUUAUCACGACCAUUCUAAUGCUUCAGACGGGCCAUGCUGCACCUACAACGUUGUGAAAGUGAAACAAAACAACUUUAGGUUUAGGCAACAAAACUACUUGUUAAGGUUUAAAAUGAUUCAACCCAAAAACCCAGCCCAGUGUUGCCAACUCUUUUCCAAUGAAAGUAGCUAGCAGCACUAGCUCCAAAAGUCCUUAAAUCUAGAAAGUCACCAAGUCAUCAACACUAACAGUCCGUCCCUUCAGGCCUCCCUCCAAAGCCACAUCCCUAAAUUAUCGUUAUGAACGUAAACAACCAACAUGGCCAUUGUUAGUGCUCACAGCUGUCAAGCUAGCAGCUGGUGGGAGACUCCGGUAAACGGGCAGAGUGCACGCAGGCAGGAAGUUGGCUUUCUAAUCAUCACAUUCAGCCUGAAUGAAAUGAUAUGACGGGUUUAUUACAGUCCUGCAACAGCCAUAGACGCUGGAUUUUGUUCUUUUUUCGUCACAGCAUUUGAGUUAUUGAUUGCUGUCGGCUGUAAAGAGAACUUCGACAAAUAUAACGAAAAUGAUUUUGAAGAACAUUGCCAACCCUAGCUUUAAGUACGCAAGUUACGUAACAAAAUAUGGUAAAAUAAGUCAACAUUGACUUCUGGUUUCGCACAGGACAUGAACAGCAGACUCCUGGGUGAAAGUCCUGUGUUUG
Sebastes umbrosus (honeycomb rockfish) is the source of this 2168-nucleotide messenger RNA. It is a transcript of the gene mrgbp, whose product is annotated as MRG/MORF4L binding protein. Gene Ontology annotation, biological process: regulation of transcription by RNA polymerase II. The record is from RefSeq and is a predicted model, not a curated record. The transcript has 5 exons. Lineage: Eukaryota; Metazoa; Chordata; Actinopteri; Perciformes; Sebastidae. The coding region runs from base 135 to 794 and encodes 219 amino acids. Gene Ontology annotation, cellular component: nucleus; NuA4 histone acetyltransferase complex.